Rotaria sordida is the source of this 154-nucleotide messenger RNA. The record is from the annotation of a GenBank genome assembly. Lineage: Eukaryota; Metazoa; Rotifera; Eurotatoria; Philodinida; Philodinidae.
GAACAUGGAAAACAAUGUGAAGAAGAAGUUUUUAAUAUAAAGAUGUUCAUUAGAACAAGUACAUAAAGAAUGUGAAUCAAUUAUUGAUGAGUUAUGUUUAAAAUCUACUAAACCAACUGAAGAUUUAACAAGUCGAGUUGAAAAUACAGAAUAA